AGUUUUUUAAAGGAAACCUGCAAGGAUUUCUUUUCAAUUUUCUUCCUACUUACAUCAACUUCUAAGUCGUUGCGGGCUUGGCGAUGCGACACUGCGAUGCUGGGUUAUCCACUAGAUGAGGAGUAAUUCCUGGGAAUUUGAGAAUUUCACAUGUUUUUGGUGGCUUGACUUCAACUGCAGAAGGCUUGCGCUUCCAUGGCAAUUUUUUUCCAACUCAAGUUAAGAAGCCAGAACAUACAAACUCUCAUCUUCUUGCAAAAAAAAAAAAAAAAAUUUUUUUUUUCCAACAGGGAUUUCAAUUCUCCGAAAUUUGAGGCCGAUUAUUUUGAAACCAGCAUAGUCACGUAAUGCGGGUUAAAGUUUUUGUUUCAUUCCUCUCGCAUCUGCUUAUAGGCAUCAGUCUUGCCACUGCCCUAACUUGCUAUGACACAGGUAAUUUCACAACUAAUAGUACAUAUGGCAUAAACCGGGACCUUAUUCUCGCUUCUCUCCCUGAUAAUGUCUCUGCAAAUGGUGGUUUCUUUACUGCCACUAUUGGCCAAGACUCCAACAAAGUUUACGUUCUUGGGCUUUGCAGAGGAGACUUUUCUUCAGAUGCUUGUUAUAGCUGCCUCAAUUCCUCAAUUCCCGAUCUCAUAGCUAAGUGUCCCAACCAGAAAGGAGCCAUGUCAUGGGCAGGGGAUCUAUGUCUUGUACGCUAUGCAGAUCGGUCGUUUUUUGGAAUCCUGGAGCUAGACCCGGCUGAUGCAGGCUAUAACACGGGCGAUAUCAAAUAUAACUUAACACAAUUUGAUCCUGUUUGGGAGAGUUUGAUGGAUAGCGUGGUGAGAAAGGCUUCCAUGGGCUCGUCUAAGCUUAAGUAUGCAACUGGGGAAGCAGAUUUUACAGCAUUUCAAAAGAUAUAUGCACUAAUGCAGUGCACUCCUGAUUUAUCACAGAAGAAUUGCGAUUCCUGCCUAAGGGAGUCCGUGAGUUACUAUGAAAGAUGUUGCCAUGGAAAGCAAGGAGGUUAUGUUAAGCUGCCCAGCUGUUGGUUCCGGUGGGAUUUGUAUCGCUUCUAUACAUCUAAUGCUGCUACUACUGCUCCAUCCUUAUCUCCUCCUCCUCCACCUGAAUCUAGAAGUUCUCCUACGCUUCCAGUGAAUUCCACAAUCACAAAAGAGGAUGGAGGCAUUUCAUCCCCAACUCUUGCCAUUAUAGUUGUUCCAAUUAUCCUCUUCGUGGUAGUUGGCAUACUUGCAGUUGUUGUUCUCCUCAAGAGGAGGAAGAAAACAAAGCAGGAUGAUCAAAAUGACAGGAGUCAUCAGAAAUCGUUGCAAUUUGAUUUUAAUGCAGUAAGAAUUGCAACAGAAGACUUCUCGGAUACAAACAUGCUUGGACGAGGCGGAUUUGGUACUGUUUAUAAGGGUAAACUUCAAGAUGGACAAGAAAUAGCUGUGAAGAGACUGUCUGGUAAUUCAGCACAAGGGCAACAAGAAUUCAAGAAUGAAGUCUUGUUAUUGGCAAAGCUUCAACAUAGGAAUUUGGUUAGGCUUCUUGGUUUUUGCUCGGAACAAAAAGAAAGGAUUCUCAUCUAUGAGUUUUUGCCUAACUCAAGCCUUGACCACUUCAUAUUCGAUCCUGUGAAGCGUUUACUGCUAAAUUGGGAGAAGAGAUAUAAAAUUAUAGAGGGAAUAGCUAAGGGACUUCUUUAUCUUCACGAAGAUUCUCAAUAUCGAAUCAUCCAUCGUGAUUUAAAAGCAGCCAAUAUAUUGUUAGAUGCAGAGAUGAAUCCUAAAAUUUCAGAUUUUGGAAUGGCAAAAUUGUUUCCGAUCGAUCAAACUCAAUCUGGUACAAGCAGAAUCGUUGGGACCUUUGGAUAUAUGGCCCCAGAGUAUGCAUGGCAUGGACAAUAUUCAGCUAAGUCUGAUGUUUAUUCCUUUGGUGUGUUGGUUUUGGAAAUCAUUAGUGGUCAAAAAAUCAGUAGCUUCGCCAAAGAAAAAGUGGGAGAGUCUCUUCUAACCCAUGCAUGGAAAAAUUGGAAUGAAGGAACUGCUUUGGAACUUAUAGAUCCAAUUUUGAGCGAUGGUUCGAGCAGUGAAAUAAUGAGGUGUAUCCAUCUCGGAUUGCUAUGUGUUCAAGAAAAUAUUGCUUAUAGACCUACCAUGGCCUUUGUCGUUCUCGUGCUUAGUAGCUACUCCACCUCUCUCCCAGUGCCUUCGAGACCUGCUUUUCAUAUUCAUUCCGUCGAGCAGACAGAAACGAUGUCUGAGUCAUCCAUAUCUGAUCAAUAUAGACGUGAAACUGUCAUAGUCUCAGUCAAGGAGGCUUCAAUUUCCGAGCUAGAUCCUCGAUAAAGUUUGAAAUAUAGUACUUACAUAUUAUCUGCAAGUUUGUCUAGAAAUUCUCGGUUUUUUCUAUUCACAAAAAUUUAAGAUGCGUAGAAACUUCCUUAGCCCAAGACAAAUUACAAGCGAAGUAUUGAAUCUUUAUCAACUCAACCAAUUCUCGUUUGUAGUGCUUCUUUAGUUUAAUUACAUAACAAACAACUUUAGUUCACUGCUUGGUGAGCCCUUUGCGUGAGAAAUCUUUCAUAUUAUAUAUAUAUAUAUAUAUAUAUUUUUUUUUUUCCCCUUGAGUGGUUUGUUGAAUGAAUCGUACAAGCUUAAGCCACUAGUAUUGUAUCAGGCAACUACAUGCCUAGCGGGCCAGAGUUUUCCCUUGAGGAUUUAAAGUCCAAGUAGUAUGAUAGGAUGAAAUCCAGUUACCUGAACUCAUCGGCUAUAUAAACCCGCCCAAGUCCAAAGUGAAAGGUUGACCAUAAGCUGUUGGCCCAUCGGCGAGGGGUGCAUGGCUAGUGCUUUAAUUUAUCCAAAAGAAGAGAGAAAAAUACGAAGCCCAAAAGUGAAAGAAAACGAAAGGAAGGAGUCCAUCGAAAAGAAAGCUUGAUAUACCUAAGGGCAUCCUAUCAGUGUGUAGUUGGUCUGGUUCCACUUGUUACAAAACGUUGUUUGUACAUUGUUCACCAACUGAUUUGCGUUGUUGUUGGAUUUGUUCUCGCAUCAUAUGUUUUCAUCAAUUUCAACUUUGAAUUUAUUCUGCACAUUAUGAUUUUAACCUGCAUUAAAGGCACGUGUUCUUAAACCCUAAACUAGGUUUCGGCAAUCUUGGCUUUUUCUCAAAUUGCUGGCCCUGAAAGCAACAGACGCUCUCAAAGUCCAUGCAAUUGGUUCCAUAAAAGAACUAUCCACAAGAGGCAUAUUUUGUUUAAAAGCAAAUUGAGUUGUUUUUAGUAGGUGCUGGGAAUAUGAAAAUAUGUGUUGUAGACUCGAUUCAUAGAAUCAGCACAGUUUGGAUAGAUAUAAUAUAUUUUUUUUAUUAAAUU
This is a messenger RNA of Durio zibethinus, 3364 nucleotides long. Its product is annotated as cysteine-rich receptor-like protein kinase 14. Gene Ontology annotation, biological process: protein phosphorylation. The record is from RefSeq and is a predicted model, not a curated record. Lineage: Eukaryota; Viridiplantae; Streptophyta; Magnoliopsida; Malvales; Malvaceae. Gene Ontology annotation, molecular function: protein serine/threonine kinase activity; ATP binding. Gene Ontology annotation, cellular component: plasma membrane.